AAGCUAAUAAUUGAUAGGGAAAGCUUCGACAAUAUCUAUCUUGAUCUUUCCAAGGAGUCUGGGAAGUGUCGUUUUGCUGAGACGGGUUUUGGUUGGAAGUCGAGCGGUGGAGGAGAAGCUUUUACACUAGAUCACAGCAAUAUCGGUGCCGCACAGUGGAGUAAAGCAGCCAAGGGAUUCGAAGUGAAAAUACUAUUGAGAAAUUCCGGUCUAGUUCAACUAGACGGAUUUUCCCAAGAGGACUACGACCGGCUUAGCAAAAUCUUUAAGAACUGGUACAGCACAAAUCUUCAACAUAAGGAACAUGCUCUCUGUGGAUGGAAUUGGGGUAAGGGCGAGUUCGGAAAGUCAGAGCUAGCCUUUAAUGUUCAAAAUCGACCUGCAUUUGAGAUCCCUUAUUCUGAAAUCUGCAACACCAACCUAGCAGGCAAAAAUGAGGUUGCCAUAGAAUUUAUGCUCCCGACCAGCAACAACGAAACGAAUCCAAAUAGCUCCUCGGAAAAUGCUCGUAUGAAGAGUAAGAAAGCAGGUGCUGGGACUGACCAGCUCGUAGAGAUGCGAUUUUAUAUCCCUGGCCAUACGACCAAAAAAGUUGCUGUAGACAGUGAAGAUGUUCCCAGCGCCGGUGAAGGAGGCGAGGAACAAAGUGCGGCAAAUCUAUUCUAUGAUACUCUAAUGGAGAAGGCAGAAAUAGGUGAAGUCGCUGGCGAUACUUUUGCCACAUUUUUGGAUGUUCUACACCUGACACCACGUGGACGUUUUGACAUUGACAUGUACGAAAAUUCUUUCAGAUUACGAGGUAAAACAUAUGAUUACAAGAUUCAAUAUGAACAUUUGAAGAAAUUCAUGAUAUUGCCGAAGCCUGACGAACUACAUUAUAUGAUCUGUAUUGGUCUCGAUCCCCCACUUCGACAAGGUCAGACAAGAUAUCCAUUCUUAGUCAUGCAAUUCAAAAAGGAUGAAGAAGUAACAAUCGACCUGAAUAUGACAGAAGAAAUGAUGAAGGAUAAGUAUAACGGUAGGCUUUCAUCGCAUUACGAGCAACCAAUACAUCAAGUUGUUACGCAAGUGUUCCGAGGCUUAACCGGCAAGAAAGUCAAUCAGCCAGCACAGGGAUUCACGAGUCACCACGGCCAGUAUGGCAUAAAGUGCUCAAUUAAGGCCAGUGAAGGAUUUCUAUAUUGUCUAGAAAAGGCUUUUAUUUUUGUUCCAAAACCGGCGACUUUCAUCCAGUUUGAUUAUAUUAAUCGCAUUGUCUUGUCUCGUGUUGGCGGCGCAAUAUCAGCAUCCCGGACAUUUGAUAUAACAAUUCAGAUGAAAGAAGGAACUGAAUCCCAAUUUUCAAACAUUAAUCGUGAAGAACAAAAACCACUAGAGGAAUUUUUCAAGAUGAAAGGACUGAAAACUAAGAACGAAAUGGACGAUGACAGUUCCGCCUUACUCGCUGCAGCACUCAGAGAGCCAGAAAUGGCAUCUAGUGAUGAUGAAGUGGUAACCACUCGUGUUGAAAGAGGCAGUGAGGAUGAUGACGAAAGUAUUGAUGAAGACUUCCAAACAGAUAGUGAAAGUGAUGUUGCAGAGGAAUAUGAUUCUGCCCAUGAGAGCGAGGGAAGCGGAUCAGAUGCUGAGGCACCUGAAGCAGAGAAAGAAAGACCGAAAAAGAAAUCCAAGACGAGUUAG
Molecule: messenger RNA, 1680 nt
Organism: Blumeria graminis f. sp. triticale
Lineage: Eukaryota; Fungi; Ascomycota; Leotiomycetes; Helotiales; Erysiphaceae
Source: the annotation of a GenBank genome assembly